GAAGCUAUAAAAAAUACUAAGAUGUGUUUAUUGAGAGCUGCAAUGAAAUUUAGCAAUAAUAAACUGGUAUUUAUUAUUAGCAACAAACAGAAUACAAAGUACAGCAGCGCUCAUCGUUUAAAAGUAUUUAUUAUUGAAUUGUCAAACGCAAAUAUCAUUUGCAGUCUGGUUGACUGGUAUAAUCAAAGGAAAAUAAGAAGAAACAGUUGUCAAGAGAAAGUCGUUGAGAAUGAGGAAAUCAAACUCGAUUUUAUUAAAUAUAUCGCACUGAUCUCGCUGUUUUUCACCGCAAGUGUGAUGUUUAUUAUUUGUAAAUAA
Molecule: messenger RNA, 318 nt
Organism: Cotesia congregata
Lineage: Eukaryota; Metazoa; Arthropoda; Insecta; Hymenoptera; Braconidae
Source: the annotation of a GenBank genome assembly